UUGGAAAGUUGUUGACACGGUUUGUGCGCGUUGCAAGCAACAAUAAUUGAACAAAUAUUUCUGAGGUUAUUUUUAUACAUUAUAAUCAAAGUUGGAUUGCGCAAGAUGUGUGGGUCGCUACUGUCAAAGUUUAAAUCUGCAAACAACAAGAUCGAUCCAGCAAUGAUGAUUUUUCCGGAGCCGCGACGAGUCGCGAGUACAAUGGAGCUUGCCAACCAAUGCGCGGCGUGUUUUCAGGACCGAGAGUUCUGGAAAGACAAAGAACAACCGGUCCGGGGCAAGAGUUCACUCCGCAAUGACAGUUCAAGCGAUUCUGAUGAUUCCUCGCUCGAAGAAAUAGAAGCUGCCAUGCGCGCAUUGGCCAACGAAAGAGUCAGUGUGCCACCUGUGCGAAGCAAUAGGAAUAACAGGCUUCGUGCUGCAGACCGUAAUCGGCGACUAGUGGAUACUGCGUUUGAAAUCCUCGCAUUCCAAGCUUACGGUAAUUCUUCAAGUUCCAAUACUGGCCACGCUAUUUAGCCACUAAGCUCAACUGACGCCACUCUCCCACGAAAGGUGCAAACCGCGGUCGCUUUCGACAUUCCUGUUGGAGACAAGAAGACGGUCUGCCCACCUACUAGAGUUCCGCGACGGUUUAGAAAGCGAAAGGUCGCGCCUGAACGCACUUUGGAGGAAAUGAAAGAGAAAAUGCGCGCUGCCGAGGAGAGGAAAGUAAAGGUAUUGCAGCGCAUCCGAGAGUGCGCGCGCAGUAGGGCUGGAGUUAGCCGACCACACCCCGCGGAGACGUCCGCCCAAGCUACUGCAGCCAAAAUUGCAGCUAAGCAGGCAGCAGCCGAAAGUAAGCGAAAUGAAGAAAUGGAGAAGAAGAAGCAAGCAGGGAACAGAGCGUUAUGGAACAGAAGCAGGAUUGCCGCAGCUCAAGCCUCUGCUAAGACGCAGCUUCAGUCCUCCAUUAAACGGAAGGUGGUAGAGACCGAUAAAAGGAUGCAGAAACAACAGAAGAAGAUUGACAAGCAGAAUAAACUGAGAGGAAAAUACGCCAAGAAAAUCAAAGACAGAAUAACCUUUCUUCAAUGUUACUUUUUAGUCAGGGAUAAUCUAAAUAACUAAUUUGCUAAAAAAAGAUUUUAAUCCGUUAUUGAUUUGACUCCGGAAUAAAAUUCUAAUCUUAGCUAAAAAUUUAGAUGUCCGCAAAUGAAUAUAUGAAAAAUCAUAUAUUUGAACUGCGGAGAAAGAUAUGAAGACAUGAUUGAUCAUUGCAGUUAUAUACACAAUUUAGGCAGUUGUGAAAAAAGCUGACCGGUAGUGCUUCAAAUCGUCUGAUAUUCUAGCAAAAAGACAGUUCAGUCAAUGAAUUGUAGGCCUACAGUUUCAUUUUUGUGGGAUCUACCAGCAAUUUUGCAUGAACGCCGAUCAAAAAUCGAGAAAAUUGCAAUUCAGCCCCUUUGAAAUUUGCAAUG
Molecule: messenger RNA, 1460 nt
Organism: Orbicella faveolata
Lineage: Eukaryota; Metazoa; Cnidaria; Anthozoa; Scleractinia; Merulinidae
Source: RefSeq, a predicted model, not a curated record